AUGAGUCAAAUUGCCAUGAAUCCCAAUGUCAUUUCAAUGAAGAACUCUCAAUUUGCGAAGUAAUAUUAUGAAAUAUCAAAAUAGUCUUAAAAUGCGAUUUAGAACAUUUAACACAGAAUUCUAAAUCACAAACAUAAUGGCUGGAAAAAGAAUAAAUAUUCGAAAAAAUAAAAAUAGAAUGAGUAAAUUGAAGAAUCUAGCCAGAAUAGUAAUUCUGAAUCAAGCCAGAAUUCUGAUUAAAUUUCGAGUAAUUUUAAUUAGAAUUCUGACAUUCUUAACACUAAUUUGGAAGAAUAGAAGAUUGACUAUUCAAAAUAAGAUACCAUUAUUUUUGAAAUACAGGAGCUAGAUUUUUAUUAAGAGGAUUUUUUGGAUAAGAAAGAUGGAUAAGACCCUGGAUUUUUUACUAGUUCAUCUUAUACUAAAUUAAUAAUACCUAUUAUGAUGUUGUAAUUAUUUAUUUGA
Molecule: messenger RNA, 465 nt
Organism: Paramecium tetraurelia
Lineage: Eukaryota; Ciliophora; Oligohymenophorea; Peniculida; Parameciidae
Exons: 1
Source: RefSeq, a predicted model, not a curated record